AUUUAUAAGAGUUUCUUAAAGGAAGAGAAAAGCCCUUAUACACUUAUUGGCCACUUUAUUAGGAACAGCUUCUUAUAAAUGUGAUAAUCUAAUCAGCCAAUCAAGUAGCAGCAGUGCAGUGAAUAAAAUCAUGCAGGGUUUUAUUCAUUGCACUGCUUCAGAGUCUCACCCAAACUGGACAGUUGAAGAUUGGAAGAACAUCACCUGGUCUUUCUUCUAUCUUCAGUUGUCUGCUUUCGAUAAGUCUGAGAUUCGUGUUCUUUGCUGACAGAAGUGGAACCCGAUGUGAUGAUCUGCUGUUGUAGCUCAUCUGCCUUACGUUUUGAUGUGUUGUGUGUUCUGUGAUGCUUUUCUGCUCACCAUGGUUGUACAGAGUAGUUAUUUGAGCUACUAUAGCCUUCCUGUCAGAAUGACCCAGUCUGUCCAUUCUCUUCGGACUUCUCUCAUCUACAAGGAGGUGCUGCUUACUCGAUUUUUUUAUUAUUAUUAUUAUUAUUUUUUUUUUUUUUGGGCACCAUUCUGUGCAAACUCUGGAGACUUGUGUGAAAUUCUCAAACCAGCCUGUCUGGCACCAGCGACCAUGCCACAAGUAACUGAGAUCACAUUUUUCCCCCAUUCUGAUGAUUGAUGUGUAUAUCAUUUGGGAUUAGGGUUAGAUUCGUGUUUUGAUUCUGUUUGUUUCUGAAUUGCUAAAUGUUCUCAGAGUAAUAAUGCUGGAAAUUUCCCAAAUUUAAGACAAAAUUUCCCAAAUUUAAGAAAAAAUUAGGUAACUGAUACCCUGCGAAAUCUUUUUCCUCCACCGCCGGCUGCUCAUGUACCUUUUUCCCAGAUCGUCAUGAUGGAGGAAAGCUGAGUGCUGAGGAGGUGAAGCAGAUACUGAAGAUGAGUGAAUGCUUUGUGACAGUGUCUAUUGGGAAUUGAUUGAACUGAACUAGAAAGGGCUACCUGUUGCAAAACUGCAUAUGUGCUGAUUGCAGUGUGUCAACCAAAGCUAUUUAAGUACCAUUUGUACUUUUUAAAAAAAAAAAAGGACUUUUGACCAAGAGCCUACUCAUGCAGAAGAAGUUUGUGGUUUAUGGUCCACAAACCAUGCAAGGUUUAAAACAAAUGGAGUCUCUGCUGCGCAAUAAAAACCACUGCUGUAAUAUUCAGGGAAACUCCAUGUGCUGAUUAUUAGGCUGUAAAUAUAUUUGUCAGGUCUCGCUUGCAGUGUGUAGGGGCAGUGGUGGUCUAGUGGUUAAGACGCUGGGCUCCUGAGCAGAAGGUCGGAGGUUCAAACCCCAGCACUGCCAGAGUUAGGCUCCUGAGCAAGGCCCUUAAACCUCACUUUCUGCCGUAUCAUGACUGACCCUGCAUUCAGACCCUAACUUCCCGGCAUGUUGGGGAAAGAAGGUCACUGUACUGUGAAGUAUAUGUGACAAAUAAAGGCUUCUUCUAUUGUCUAAAGUCACAAUGCGGGAGGUUCUGGGCGCAUCAGUGUAUUGCGUCAUCUCCCCAUGGCAACGCGCUCAGCUCACUAAGAUUCCUGAGCACUGCAGCAGAGCUCGCGCGGAGCAAACACGGAUUUUCUUUAAAUAAUAAACUGUACUGCUGUUUUCAUUUUGGAGGCAGUUUUAACGCCAUGACUGACGGCUUGCUUGGCGUGGUGUCGGAGGCAGAACGCAACAGCUUUCCAACUCUGUCUCAGCUGAGCGAGAACGGUAAUGUCCUCUCAGCAGGAACCACUCAAGCAAGUUAACAGUAGAGGUAGUUGGGUUUGUUAUUAUAGUCUGUUAUUACAAGCCUAAAUUACUCCUUUAGCUGGAAGCUGAGCAGCUGAAAAUCUCCUGGAGGCAAAUGAAUAUCCAAGGAAAUAACCAAAGUAUCCAUAUAGGAGUAAUAUAAACAUUCAGAGUGACUUAUAUUUCAGUUAGUACAAGUCAUUAGUAUCUAUAAAUAUCCUUGUCUCAAAAGAUUCAAUAAGUAAAUAGGUUAAUUGAUACUUGCCUUAAAUAAACUAAAAUCACAGAUCAUGAACUCACUAAAGUAAAUAGUGUGUUAGAAGUGUUAGAUAUUGGGAGUAUAAUUUAUUUAUAAGAGCUGCCUUGAUGAAAAGACCAUCAUCACCAGCUGAUAAGCUCUUUUCCAGCUUCUUUAUUACUUGUGUAAAUUGAUUAAUAAUGGUGUGAGAGUCUCUCAGCUUACUUUUGUGUUAUAUUCUUUAAAAAUAUCUCUACGAUGUUGCAUCAGUAGUAGCCGUAAUUCAGCAAAUGUUUCCUUGGAACAAUGGUCUACUAGUUUGAGCAGCUGGAGAUGUGUUUCUGAUAGAUGGUCAGAACAAGCUGGGUUUUUCAGUAGAAACUUUUCUAAGAAAAGUAAAGGUUACAAACAAAGGAAUACAUAAUUAAGGUGGGUGCAAAUACUUUGAAUGGGUCCCCAUGAGAUCUUUAAGUACAUGGUGAAGUAUUUCCAUUCCUUUCCAGCCCUAUAUGAUUAUUAAAAUAUGAUUUAAUGGCUAUUUAUUAGGAAUAAGAAAAAUGAACACAAGAAUAUACAGUGGAUUUAGUGAGGUAAAAAAAAAAUUAAACCAAGAUCAAUCAUGACAGAUCAUUUUCCACCUUUAAUGUAACCAACCAACAAAAUUAAAAAAAACAAAAACAAAAAAAAAACAAAUAGAAACGGUUUGGCGGAGAAAAAACAUACAAUAACUCGGUUGCAUAAGUGUACACACCCUUUUAUAAUGGCACGUGUGACUGUUCUGAGAACGAACCAGUCACAUUCAAACUCAUGUUCAGAAGUAAUUAUCAUACAUCCGUCAUCAGUGAAGUGAUUCUGAUUGACCCCAAAUAAAGAUCAGCUGUUUCUGUAGGAUUUUCUUGACAUCUUCUUGGUUUCAUCUUACUGCUGAAGCCAUGGUCCUCAAAGAGCUUUACAAACCAUGUGCGGGAUCUCACUGGCAAAAAGUAUCGAUCAGAAGAGGAGUACAAAAUAACUUUUAAAACAAGUUUGUCCUUUAUCAGAGACCAGUCUUCAUCUUAACUGAGAAACUUUGCCAGUCUCACGGCCUUAAACAGACCAAACCUCUCGCUGCAGAUGUGGAUAACAUUUGGGCAAAUGUGUCAGCUUUCAUCGAACAGCAAAUGUCUAUGCAAAAGGGAGUGUGCAUUGCUGGCCUUGGAGUGUUCACCUUCUCCCAGCAGAAGCUGGAUGUAGGCAACAAGUAUGUCCUUUAUCAGAGACCAGUCUUCAUCUUAACUGAGAAACUUUGCCAGUCUCACGGCCUUAAACAGACCAAACCUCUCGCUGCAGCAGGGGACAUUCCAGUGGUGCAGCUCAAUUUCACCGCCCUGAGCAUGGACAGCCCGUUCGAGCGUGACGUGGUGGAGGGCUGUGUGAGGGAGAUGCUCCUCUUGCUGCUACGUGCUGUGGCUGCCCAGCGCACUGUCUUCCUUAUCUUCAGGGGCAUUGGCAUCCUCUCAAUCCGACACAGCAAUGUCAAGAUGAAGUUCUACCGCGACUUCAUCUCGAGCAUGGAUGGCUCAGGCACACUCCUCUGGGCUCUGACCAAUAGACCUGGAACGAGCAUCUCUGUAGUCUCUGGGAAACUCUCAAGCCUCCAGCACCCUGGGAGCUGCAAUGCUAUCACAUUCCCCAAAAUCUCAUCAGGAAAGGCACUGAGAGAGGAGGAAGAGGAGAAUGAAGGUUCUGCGCCUAAGCUGUAUGAUAGACAAGAGGAGAAUCGGAAAGAGUCCAGGCUUUCAGCACAGCCUGAAUUCAAGCCAUCCACAGCCAAAGCAAAUGGAAACAUCUCAAGUGAUAACCAAGAGACUGAGUUCCCAUUAGAAACGAUGGAAAGACAUGCUAAAGCCCCACAGCCACUAGAUGGCACUGCUGAAAAAGUAGAAGUGAAGCAAGAAGCUGCCUACCCCAGUCAGUCAUGCCUCGACCACACCCGAGCUGGACAGGAGCUAUGCUACCUGUGUAUGCAGCGAGCCCAGCGUAAUGUUCCACUGUAUCUGACAGAGGAGAGACGCAGACAGGACAAGGAAGAGGAGAAACUGCUGCUGCUCGCUCAGAAACACAAAGAUGAGCAGUUCUUACAGACAGAACAAGCCAAGCAAGAGCAGAAACGGCAGGACAAUAAGAAGAUGGCAGCAUUUAAUCUCGGGGUCGCUGAAACACUGAAGGCAAAGAAGUCAGCAAAGUCGUCCCAGUUUGAGGGCUCGUACGUCUUGGGUAGACGGCCUGUCACUCCUCCCAGGCUUCUGAAGCAGAGGUUCUACAUGCAGGAAUUGUCAGAGCAACUGACCCAGCGGAGGCUGAACCACUCACAGAGAUGCCAAGACCAGGAGCUCUCUGAGCAGCUACACCAAAUCCAGCUAGCUGAUGAGUUUGCUAAACUGAAAGCUCAGGAACACGUCCAGAAAAAGGAGAAAAUCAAGAGGCUCCAAAAGGCCCUGGAUAUCCAACUGGAACGCCGGAAUCCAGGCCUCCCUGCACGUCAGCCUGACUCGGACGGCCCUGUGUUUGGGGUGAGGGAUGGUGCUCCAGCCUUUCUGGCUGAACAAAAGGAGAGAGCACAAAAAGUUUGUGAAGAGCAAAUAAAGGCAGCAUGCAGCAAGAGGAAGGAGGCACUGUGCAGCUGGCUGAGUGAGCAGAGAAAGGAAAGAGACAUGCUGCAGCGCAACCACCAGGAACUGAUAGCAGAUCGGAUCGCCAGUUAUGAGAGGCUGAAGAACCUGAGGACUGCACUAGAAGACACAUGGUCUCGCAGCGCUGACCUGAAACACUGCCGAGAACUAGAGGAGAGCGCUUUCAUUAGGUCUGGCGGCAGGCUGCUGUUAGAUCAGUGUGAACAGUACCGCCGCUGUUUCCAGUGCAAGAGAAAAACCACCAACUGUGGUGAGAGCAACAUCUGGAAGGAGUCCCACUACAUCCCCGGCUCCCGUCUGAUGGUGUAGCCUCCUCUAACACUACUCUAGAAUAAACUAAAAUACUUGAAGUUCUGGCACACUUGAAUGUGGCUAUAUCUGUUUGGUAUCUGGUGUGGAUGCUGAAGCCUGUGCUGAGGGAUUUCUUCACACUAAAAGUCAUAAAGAUACAAAUGUCCUGCUGUGUGUCAUUCUUUUAAUGGCCCAACAUAAAAAGUCACAAAGUUUUAAAAAAAAUAAUAAAUCUGUGGCAUAUUUUGUUAACACUUUACUAUAAGAACUACAAAUUAACAUUUAUUAAUAACGAAUUAAUACACACCAAUUCCUGGAGCAUUAGGAAAUAAUGAACCAUAUACAUUAUACCUCAUAUACCUCAGACAUAAAUAUUACUGUUAUUAAAGUAUUAACAUGAUGUUAAGUCAUUGUCUUAAUUAAUAUCAUGACUUGCAGUAGUAGUAAUAAAGGUCAUUUACCUUAAUUACAGCCUUUUUGCACACAACAUAUGUAAUCCUGGAAAAUUGCUAUAGUUUAAGGGGAAUAAAACACUACAGGACAUGCUGUAAAGGGAAAAAUAAUCAAACUGAUUAUUUUUCUACAACGUCAUGUUUUAUUAUUUACUUAUAGUAUGUGAUUCCAUUAAAUUUUCUUUUCUUUUAACAAUGUACAUUGUUGGAAAGCAGCUUUAUCGAAAUCCAGAUAUAGAUUUAGCUCCCUAAUGAGCAAGAGAUGACAGUGGCAAGGAAAAACUCCCUGAGAUGACAUGAGGAAGAAACCCUCAGAGAAACAAGACUGAAGAGAGAACCAAUCCUCUUCGGGGUGACACCAGACAGAGCGAUUAUGAGUCAAUACUCUUCCACAAAUGUAUACCAAUCAGCCAUAACAUUAAAACCACUGACAGGUGAAGUGAAUAACACUGAUUACCUCCUAACAAUGGCACCUGUCAAGGGGUGGGAUAUAUUAGGCAGCAACAAGAGAACAAGAGGUAUGCUUUUGCAGAUCUGCACCUUUACUUAAGAGAAAAUUUAAACUUAAAUUUACACUUAAAGACUGAGACUGUGUCUGAGUCCCGAACACUAAUUAAUAGGCUGUUCCUUAACUGGGGGAACUUUGUAAGAGAAAGCUCUGCCUGACCAUCACACCUAUAUGUGCUUUUUGAACAUCUCAUUCCAGAUUUAGUCUCCCACUAUUCCAGAUUUAGUCCCCUACUAUUAUAAUAACCUCCACUCUUGUGGGAAGGUUUUCCACUAGAUUUUGGAACAUGGCUGCGGGGAUUUACGGUCAUUCAACCACAAGAGUAUUAGGUCAGGCGCUGAUAUCACGCAAGGAGGCCUAGUAUGUAGUCAGCAUUACAGUUCAUCCCAAAGGUGUUCAGUGGGGUUGAGGUCAGGGGUCUGUGCAGGACACUCGAGUUCUUCCACUCCAAUCUUGGCAAACCAUGCCUUCAUGGAGCUUGAAUUGUGCACAGGGGCACUGUCAUGCUGGAACAGGUUUGGGCCUCUUAGUUCCAGUGAAGGGAAAUUGUAAUGCUGCAGUAUACAAAGACAUGUGUUACAGUUGCGUCCUUCCAACUUUGUAGCAACAGAUUUAGGAAGAGCCAUAUGGGUGUGAUGGUCAGGUGUCCACAAGUUUUUGCCCAAAUACUGUAUAUAUACACAGUGUUAAGAUUUCAUUUAGAACUAGGGUACUGGAAAGGAAAAAUACCCUAAAAGUAUUUUAAAGUAAAACAGAAUAGUCUCAAUCUGUUUUAUAUUAUAGCAUAUAAUUUGGGUUAACCUUCAUUGUUUCCAAACACACCCUUCAUAAUGUAAAUGAUCUUUAUUAAUACUGCAAGUCAUGGUAUUAAUUAACAGAAUGACUUCACAUUAUGGUAAUACUUUAGCAUUAAUAAUGGCUAUUUACACUGAGUAUGACUCAGAGGCUGCUAAUGUAUAACAUAUGCUUCAUUAUUUCCUUAUGAGCUAAGGAUUAGCGAAUGUAUUAAUUCAUCAUUAUGAAGGCAUUAGUUAAGUGAUAUAUGCUUAUUUGUGGACCCUACGGAAAGGUGUUUCCUGUAUUUAUAAGAAUAUUACACUUAUAAUCUUUUGGUGUUUUAGGAGAGCCCUGUUUGUUUUUGACCCAAAUGCAUUAUAAAAGAGAGACAGCCUUGGAGAUUGGAGAUGGCAGACAGAAAGCAGGCACUGGCCUGGACAAGCAAACGUGCAGGGUUUAUUUGGUGCUUACACAGCGCAGGCAUAAAUUGCCGUGGAAUGUGGCCCUUAUCAUGUGUGUCUGUGUGUUUGUGUUUGUGCAUUCUUGUGCUUUAGCUGCUUGCUUGAGAGAGAAGCGAGUGUAUGCGCUGAAUAUAUUUUCUCUCCACUAAUCAGAGAUUAACAACAACAACAACAACAACAACACUGUUGGAUUUUUAUUUCAACAUUAUGAUACACAGUUUGUGGGUUUGCCAGUGCUGCAGAUUUAUUUUUCAGUUUGUGUGGGUGUGUGUGUGUGAGAGACAGAGACAGCAGGAGUGUGCUAGAUAAUAAAAACCUAAUGAGAGAGUGUGUGUGAAUGGUAUGUGCAAUUAUAGAUAACUGGAUUAUCCUCAGUAAACUGUCCUCUCUGUGGAACUAAACGUAGCAUUUAAAGUAUCUUAUGAUAUAAUCAUGACGUUGCAUCAUCAGGAUUGGUGUAUUAUCAUUCCAGGGAGACCAACAAAUACUGUCACUCAUUGCAUUUGAGAGGUUAAUGUUGACCUGCCUUGGUCAGGCUUAUUGUAAAUAUAAAUAACAACUUAUUUGUAAUAUUUAAAUGUAGCUAAUCCCUAAAGAAUGACAGCUUGUGUUACCAAACCUGCAACCCUGUUAUCUAUUUUAGGAUUGCACAACCCUUUUUAGUGAAACCUUCUUUGUCUUUACAUAAUUACUAUUAAUAAAAUAUUUUAAUAUCAAAAUUAAUACAUCCUCUAUUAUGGACCAGGAGAGUGUCCAAUCAAUUUACAUUGUGGAGAGUGAAGUUCAGCACAUGACACCUAAAAACAGGAGGACAGAGAGUGAAAGGUGUGUGGAAAGUAUGGUAAAAUAUUACACACUGUUAUUGCUAAGCUACAGCAUUUUUAAAAAUAGGGUAGUUUAAUUUUAUACUUGAUUCAAAAACUAAAUUAAUUUACUUUGCAAAGGAGUGCUACAAAGUGCUAAAAGGUAGUCAGUUAAUAAAAACAUACCUUUACAAUGCUUUUGGGAAACCAGGCCCUGAUCGGUAUUCGUCUAGUCUUAGUUAACAUACAACGUGUAUUCAGAAUAAGGAUUAGAACUUGAUUAAGGAGACAAAGCUACCACAGUUUCUGUUGAAGUGGACCAGGUUGUUAGCUUGUGUGCUUUUAUCCACUAGGAUAGUGCAUUUAAUCUUUCUCUCUCCAAAUUGAUUUCUGCAAAUUUAUUACCGCUGUGUUGUUUGACACCUUAGAAUGACAAACUGUCAUAUGGUUUUUGCGAUUCUUGCAAGUAGUCACAGUUUUGCUGGUCCUUCUGACUGAAUUUUCACUUUUAACUGCCUUAAUGUGUUUGGUCCCAACAUAAAGUGACAAUUAGAUUUUCAUUCUAUGUAAAACGCCAAUUUACAGUGAUUGUUAAUAAAGCUGGUACCAAAA
Pangasianodon hypophthalmus (striped catfish) is the source of this 8535-nucleotide messenger RNA. Its product is annotated as coiled-coil domain-containing protein 81. Bases 3120 to 4940 code for a protein of 606 amino acids. The record is from RefSeq and is a predicted model, not a curated record. Gene Ontology annotation, cellular component: centrosome. NCBI's taxonomy places the organism in Eukaryota, Metazoa, Chordata, Actinopteri, Siluriformes, Pangasiidae. The transcript is spliced from 14 exons.